CAUGCGCUGAGCUCAUUUACACCGAAAUAUACUUAUUUUAUGCUUUUUUAUGUUUUCUCUGCAUCAUAUGAGGUCAUGUUCCUGUAGGAAAUUAAGUGAUUUGAGUUGUCUCUGCGGUCAGCAGUUACUUGGUGAAACUCACGUUUCAUAUCAGAACAUAUUAGGCAAAAGAUGAAGAACCACUUCAAUGUUAGUGCCCUCACCAGCCUGAGCAUCCCAGCGACUGUGGGAAAUGCUUGCGGAAUCGACUUCAGUCAAGAUGGCAUCUUCCUUCCCGUCCUGUAUGGAAUCUUCUUCAUCAUCGGCACCCCUUUAAACCUGCUGGCACUCUUUGGGCUCUACAGACUCAUCCAGUCGGAGAACGUUCUACCAGUGUACGUCAUCAACCUUCUGAUCGCAGAUCUAAUUCAACUUCUGACUUUGCCUUUAUGGAUAGAUUACUACGCCAACGGACACCACUGGCGCUUCGGACCCCGGAGCUGUCAGUUCAUGGGUUUGUUUUUUUACAUUGGCAUUUAUGCGGGCAUCUUUUUCAUGUGUAUCAUUGCUCUAGAGCGUCACCUGGCCGUCGCCAGACCUCUCAGUUUCAAGUAUCUCCGUAACUUGAAGUUUGCUCGCUGGAUAGCACUCAGCAUUUGGAUUCUAAUUGCAGUGCCACCUGCCAUUGCAUUCAACAAGCUCUUUCCCAAGCAGGAAAAUUACACUCUUUGUAUCGAGAAGUAUCCCUCAGAGGGCAGUUUUAUCACCUACAGGCUGAUUACUCUGCUUGUGUCCUUCAUCAUACCCCUGAGCUUCAUUGUUGGUCUCCAUAGAGAGACCGUCCGCUCGCUGAUGGCAAUCAACUCGCUUUUAUCCGAGGAGAAGAGGAGUAUCAGGGGUCUGCUCACCCUUCUGGUGGCCGUAUUUGUCACGGUGCUGGGGCCCUAUCAUUUCAUCGGCUGUGUGAAGUACGUCGGACUGCUGAUACACAGCAGUCCGUGUGUUUGGGAAAAGGCUGUGUUUGUACCUUAUCAGAUAGGGCGAGGCUUUCUGAGCCUUAACAGUUUGCUGGAUCCUGUGUUUUACAUCUUUCUCCGCAGAGACUUCCGUGCCGCCGCUGGGAAGUACUUGCCCUGCCUGAGGAGAGUGAGGAACAGAUCGUAUCGGACAGAGAAAGUAACAAGCUCUACUCUAGACUGUGACUGAAGAUUUCCUCCUUGUUAUGUAUUUGAAAUACACUUUGGACAAAGAACUAAGAAACUAUGCCAAACUCAUACAAAAGGCCAUUUAAUUAGAUCUAUGGUGGCAUCAUCUAAGACAGAUAUUUUAGCAUUAUUGUUCAUGUUUAAUCAGAAGGCAUUUGGCAUUGCUAUACUUUUAGUUACCCUUGCUUUGUUUGUCUGUUGA
This is a messenger RNA of Sinocyclocheilus rhinocerous, 1386 nucleotides long. RefSeq names its product G-protein coupled receptor 4-like. NCBI's taxonomy places the organism in Eukaryota, Metazoa, Chordata, Actinopteri, Cypriniformes, Cyprinidae. The record is from RefSeq and is a predicted model, not a curated record. Gene Ontology annotation, molecular function: G protein-coupled receptor activity. The transcript has 2 exons. Gene Ontology annotation, biological process: G protein-coupled receptor signaling pathway. The coding region runs from base 172 to 1185 and encodes 337 amino acids. Gene Ontology annotation, cellular component: membrane.